GGUGCAGGAAACACACACAACACAGCGAGGGAGUCAAGGUGAAGUGGAGCUUAACACCGGAGCUCUGAGGCGUUCACGGUCCGAUGGUUUUAUCGGGAAACUUAAAGCAGGAAACAGAAGAAGUGAAGAGUUUUUAUUUGUCUUCUCUCUCUCUCCGCGUCACUGAUGGAAUAGCUUCAUUUAACCGGAUUAUUUCUCUUCUGUGUGCAGGAAUCCUCCCCCCCUCCUUCCAUUUUUAUUUUUUAUAGACUUAACCCCUCGUUUUUAUGUCUAAAAUCAACCAAACUGUCAUUUUUAUCGAGUAAAAUUAACCUCGAAGACACCUAAACGCAACUAUCCCUCUGCAUGAGCGUGAAUUCGGUGCGUUAAAAGCGCCGGAAACGUUCCUUUUACGCGCUGAAACCUCGGGCACGGGGACGAUCUGAUCCGGAGGUUCUGAUCCGGAGCUCCAGCCCCGGACCCCCCCCCCGGGGCUCUGCUGACCCCCCCAGCCGGCCACGGCGCGUCUUCCCCGGGCUCCCCCGAGCUGCAGCGGCCGUUAGAUGAGCGCGGCGUUCAGCCCGUCCUUCAUGGUGAUGCAGCGGCCACUCGGAUCCACCACCGCCUUCAGCAUCGACUCUCUGAUCGGGGGGCCCCCGCAGCCCGGCCCGGGACACUUCGUCUACACCGGGUACCCCAUGUUCAUGCCGUACAGGUCUGUGGUCCUGCAGCCGCCACCGCCCCCCCCGCCGCCGCCGCCCGCGGCUCUCCCCGCCGCGCACCACGCGCAGAUCUCCAGCCUGCAGAGCGGCUUCUGCUCCAGCCUCGCGCAGGGGAUGGCGCUCACCUCCACCCUCAUGGCCUCGCUGCCGGGGGGCUACCCCCCGUCCCAGCAGCCCCACGAGGCGGCCAGGAAGUUCGGCUCGCAGUCGCUGCACGCGGUCUUCGACAAGAGUCCGGAGCUGCGGCUGCACGAGGACGACGGGAAGGGCUUCCUGCAGGGGAAGGAGGCCGCGGCGAUGCGCGCCUUCCACGACACGGAGACCACAUCCACAGUCAGACCCCCCAGCAAGGACGACCCCAGGGAGGAGGACUGCGGCCGGAAGGACGAGACCUUCUCCAUGGACAGCGACCUGGACUACAGCUCGGACGAGAACCUGCUGGGUCCCAAGGAGGAGGGGGGGGGCGGGGACAGCGGCGGGCUGGAGGACGGCCAGCACGCGCACGGGGGCCCGGGCUCCGGUGGGGGCUCCGGGUCCGGCGGCGGCGGGAGCGGCAAGAACCGGCGGCGACGGACCGCGUUCACGAGCGAACAGCUGCUCGAGCUCGAGAAGGAGUUCCACUGCAAGAAGUACCUGUCGCUCACCGAGCGCUCGCAGAUUGCGCAUGCGCUGAAGCUGAGCGAGGUCCAGGUGAAGAUCUGGUUCCAGAACCGGCGCGCCAAGUGGAAACGGGUCAAAGCCGGGAACGUCAACAACAAGUCCGGGGAGCCGUCCCGGAACCCCAAGAUAGUGGUUCCGAUCCCGGUGCACGUGAGCCGCUUCGCCAUUAGGAGUCAGCACCAGCAGAUGGAGCAGGCCAGACCAUAAUAAUCAUAUUAAUAUUAAUAAUAAAAGGUGACCG
Molecule: messenger RNA, 1602 nt
Organism: Etheostoma cragini (Arkansas darter)
Lineage: Eukaryota; Metazoa; Chordata; Actinopteri; Perciformes; Percidae
Gene: gbx2
Product: gastrulation brain homeobox 2
Exons: 2
Coding region: 543-1568 (341 amino acids)
Biological process (GO): regulation of nervous system development; regulation of transcription by RNA polymerase II
Cellular component (GO): nucleus
Molecular function (GO): DNA-binding transcription factor activity, RNA polymerase II-specific; RNA polymerase II transcription regulatory region sequence-specific DNA binding
Source: RefSeq, a predicted model, not a curated record